AUGGGCGCCAAGCAGAGCGGCCCGGCCGCCGCUAACGGCCGCACCCGUGCGUACUCUGGCUCGGAUUUACCUUCCAGCAGCAGCGGAGGGGCCAAUGGGACCGGGCCGCGCCUGGUGAUCGGCUCCUUACCAGCUCACCUCUCGCCGCACUUAUUUGGAGGUUUUAAGUGCCCUGUGUGCUCAAAAUUUGUACCCUCAGAUGAAAUGGAUUUACAUCUAGUGAUGUGUUUAACAAAGCCAAGAAUAACUUAUAAUGAGGAUGUACUGAGUAAAGAUGCUGGGGAAUGUGCAAUAUGCCUAGAAGAAUUGCAGCAGGGAGAUACUAUAGCACGACUGCCCUGUCUAUGCAUAUAUCAUAAAGGCUGCAUCGAUGAAUGGUUUGAAGUAAAUAGAUCUUGCCCUGAGCACCCUUCAGAUUAAACAUCAACUUCUACUUUUUAGAUUUUCUUGACUUUUCAAGAUGCUUGAAAAACCGAGAGCAUAUGAGGAUCUGUCUCUGGAGAAACAAAAAGAAAUGCAGGCAUACUAAGUUUGAAAUCUGAGUUCUGUGAAACUCAGUAAUGCAAAGAUGGACAAUCACACGGGGGAGAAUAAUUCUGCUAAAGAGAGGACAAUAACCACAGAACUCAGUGUACCAAACAUGCAUAUAAAGGACACACAGGGAUUUUGAAAAUGCUGCACAUCCCUUAUUAGUCAUCUAUGUAGGUAAUACUGAUAAACAUUUUGUAUCCAGACGCCAAAGUUAACUGAUUUACAAGUUGAUUUACUUUUUAUUAAGUUCUCUAGAGUUGCACAACUAGUUAUGUUUUGAUUUGUUUUUUACUUUGGGGUCUCUUUGUUUUCCCCAACAAAAUGCUUCUGCAUUCAUCUAUGCUUAAACUGAAGACUAUAUAACUUCUUAUAAAGUCCUGAAUGUGAAACCAAGAAAUGUAAUCAAGCAGUAAAACAUUCUCUGAAUGUAGACCAUGAUCUCAAGUUCUUCUAUACCCCCCACCCCCGAGUGGAAAAUACUUCUACAUCAGAAAACUAAAAUGUGUUAAUAUUUUAUAAUUAAAGGCUUAACCAUUAUCAGAAUGCAGUCCAAAGAGUAAAUCAAGUUUUACAGAAUACAGUUUAAUUAAAUUUGAAAUUGUCUACUGAAUUGUAGUUUAUAAAAUAUCUUGUCUCAUCUUAAAUAAAACUGCUCAACAGAUAGUAAUGAAUCAUCUUAUAGCUAUGCAACUUUUUAAAAAAUACGAAUUACCAGUUUUGAGUGCUGCCAUCUACAGUAACUUUAUUUUAACGGGUAUUUUUGUUUGUUCCUUUCACAUAAUUAUUUUAUUGUGCUUUGCAUCUCCAGGCAAUAUUCCCGUAUUUGGGUAAAAUGUUUAGCAGGUUGUAAACUGAAUAACUUAUGAAAAGGGUGAAAUAAAAUUUUCUUGAGUGGAACUUAGAAUAACUUGAGGGACUUUUAUAUACUUUUAAAAGUCAGCAUUUAAUUGGGAUGCUAGAUUUAUAGCAAUUUGCAUCUUUAGUUUUCCAGAUAAUCUGGAGAUUAGUGUUUGAUAAAUGAUUUUUUAAAGCAAAUAUGAAGAUUUUGUUAAUUUAUAAUUUAUUAAUGUGUUAUUACUGUAAUUGAAAAUGUUAUAGAGACUUUUAAAUUCAGUCUUAUGUGAAAAGAAAUGUAUUAAGUAAAACUAUGUGAAUAAAUAUUCCCACAAACUACACCUGAAUGGUUAAAAAAUACUGGAAGAGAGCUAUCAGGGCUAUACUAGUGAAUGUCUUUUUUUAUUUUAAAUAUCAAGAUUACCAGUAAGUAAAUUUUGUGUUUUCAACAUAGGGAAAAUGUUAUUAGUGAACAGUGCACUUUACUCGGUAUAGCUGAAAGUUGCACAGUGCUCUUUUCUUGUUUUAAACUUUCUUUAAUGUAUUUAAGUAGUUGCUUUUCUAUUUAAUGCUGCUACUCUUAUCCUUCUCAAAUCAGAGUCCUCCCCGCCUUACUCUAUUGCUGUUUCAUUAUUAUUUUUUUUAAAGGGCAUGUCCAAGAGCAUCUGCUGCUACCCAGAAAGUCUGUGUAUUAUAAACAAUUAAAGUAAUUUUUAAUUGUUUUUUUGUGUGAGUGUACCAGAUAACAUUUUCCCUAAAGUUAUGCUGUGAAAUGCCUUUUGUUAUGCUGCAAUUGAUAAAAGAAUCCAAAACCUCCGUUGUAACAGCUGACAGCACAGUUACAUAGGUGCUUUUUAACCAGUAUGGAAAAUAUUCUUCCCUCAACAAAAAUAUUCUUUGCAUAAUUUUUUUUCUGUUAUCAUGAAAUCUUAAUAUGACUCCAUUUUAUUUCACACUUUCAGUUUUGUAAGCUGUCACCAUAAACACAUGUACGCACGCACACAUACACACACAAAUGUUCUAGAAUGUGAAUAAUUCUUUUGUUUUCUACAACUGGUAUAUUGCUAUGAUAAAAAUUAUUUUGUUGUCUUCCAUUCUAAAAGGAAGAAAUUUACAAUAGAUAUGGUAGUUAACUGUUUAUAUUCCACAAGUUAAUUUUCUGAAAUAAUUUACUUACUGACUUUUAAAAAUGCAUUAGCUUAAUUUGACUUUUUCUUCAUGCUGUAUUAUGCUCUCACAGUCUUACUUUCUAUAUGUCAUAAGGUUCUGUGCUGCAGCUACCACAGUAGAAGCUCCUGUGGUUUAAGAGUAAGUUCAGUGUCAGUGUUCAGUGCUACUUGAUUACUAGAUUUACUAGAACAGUGUUUACCUAAAUCUGUUUAUAGGAGUCCCUUUUUGUUAAAAUUUUAAAAUGCUAGCAUUUUUUUUACUUAAACUUUAGUAUCCAUCAGUGACUUCCUCAAAAGAAUAAUCUAGAAAUUGAAAAGAAAAUCUUUUUAAUGCUCCAGUUUUUAUUCAGAGUUAUUAUUCUGGAAAAUAUUAUAAGUAAUAUUCCACAUGAUGUCACUUAUAAUAUUUGUAAAUGUGCAGACACUGAACAGGUUAAGUAGGAUAUAGGUCACAUUAGAUAUUUAAACGCAUAGAUGAAAGUACUGACAACUAAAUAUUAUGGAGAUGAAGUGGUUAAGUGGUUAUGAAAGUCUAGGUUAUCAAGUUGCUUAUAACUUUUUAGGAUUUUUGUAAAUACUUGUUUCCAAAUAAUAACACAUGCACCUGCAGAAAGCAAUAUGUUGUGAAAUUUUUCACUUCAGUGCCACUCUUUCUUUAGACUGGAUUUAUUGCCAAUUUUGACUCCUCAUUUUAGUUUGAUAUCUAGUUUUUGUUGGUUUUUUUGAUUGCCAGAAUGUGUGAUAACUAAAAUUUAUUCAGUCUUACCUGAUACUUUGCCAGAGAAAUAAACUAGGCUUAGUCUUAAUCUGUGUUUUUCUGUUCUGGUUAUAAAUCAGAUACAGAUUGUAUUUAAGCAGUGAUUAUGAUUAAAUAUAAAUAAUGGUUUAUAACAUAUUUUGUGAUAGGCAAAAAAUUAUUUUAGAAGUUGUUAUUAAUUGUUGCAUAGGUUUUGGUUUCUUAGUACACAUCUUAUAUUUCUUUUGAAUGUUAAAUAGUUAUUUUAAUUUUUACCCUAUAAAAGCUUUAUUACAUUGUAGCUCCAAAUUGCCUGUAGAGCACCCUCAACAUAUUUGCAGUAUGUAUUUCAAAAAGAUUCCUGUGUUUGAGAGAUAAUAAAAGUGACAGAUUCUUUUCCAAACUUUAUUUUACUUUCUAAAUUUGGGUAUAGUUUUAAAACAGUCAUUUAAAUUACUAUAUUGUAGCAUGGCAUAGGGGCAUUUCUUUAAUUGAGAGAGAUUGAAUUCAAUGUAAAUAUACAUACUUUUAUUUAUUAAUUUGGGAGAGUUGAAGUAGGGAAAUUUCUUUAUAGUAAGCCACAUUUGAAUAAAGCAUGAAACUUCUUAAAACACAGGAAUAAUUGAAUUUACCAUCUACUGAACAUCCACAUUAUAUAUUGAUAAUACUAAAUCAUCUUACUCUUUCACAGAGGAAGUUUCUAUAUAAAUUAGAUGAUCAGAAUCUAUAAAAUUAGGAAUGCUGCUUAUUAAAUAUGGGUACAGUUUAUUAGUUGCAGUAUGUCUUUAGGUCAUUUUCUUGCAAUUUUGAUUUAUCCCACAGUGAAUUCAGUACUUAUGGACAAUGGGUAUAUAAAUAUGAAGUGUUCCUUGUUCUUGUAUAGAGCCUCUCUAAGGUUUAAAAAAAAAAAAAAUUGAGCAUGCCAAUAUUUUCUCUUUGGCCCAGUCAUGUUUUUAUCUGAAGUAACUUCUGAUUUUUUCCUUUGCUAUAUUGUGAAUAACAGUAGUUAACCUAUUUUACUGUCUACUUUUCUAGCUAGAAAGAAAACUUCUGCUUGGUUUUCUUUAGAAGAAAUUGCUACUUUAUAUACUUGUAGUGAUUCUUAUUCAGGAUCAACAGGUAAAAUUUUUUUUGAUAAUAAGUUACCCAAACAGUACUUUUUAGUACCAUAUUCUGUGAAUGCUAUGCUGAAACUAGGAAGCUCUUCAUUUUAAAUCACAGAAUUCCUGCACUGAAUGGGAAAUAUCAAAUCUUUUAAGUAAGCUGGUUCUCUUGGGAAGGAAAAGGCAUUGAUGAAGACCAAGUAUCAAUAAGUUAAUAUGCUAGCUGUAAAUGCAACUAAAGGGGAUUUGAUAUAUUUUCAAGUAUUUAAGCCUUAUUAAUUUUAGACCAAUAAAUAGCUAAUAGUAAGAUUGUUGGAUGAUUGUUUAUAGAGAGGCAAAGAGCAGAUAGGGCAUAAACUUUCACAUCUCAGAAAUAAAUG
Messenger RNA from Condylura cristata (star-nosed mole), 4753 nucleotides. RefSeq names its product zinc and ring finger 2, E3 ubiquitin protein ligase (gene ZNRF2). The transcript is spliced from 6 exons. Lineage: Eukaryota; Metazoa; Chordata; Mammalia; Eulipotyphla; Talpidae. The record is from RefSeq and is a predicted model, not a curated record. The coding region runs from base 1 to 420 and encodes 139 amino acids.